UUUUAAAACCAAUACUUUGUCAGCGCGUGUACACGACUCUCUGUCCAUGGCUUAAGUCGCGGUGUCAAACCGGAAGAUAUCGACAAACACAGCAUUCGAUACACCGAGCAACAGACCGCAGACCCCACCCCCGCCAGGCCAAUAGAAAACCUCAGUCUUGCUGGAAAAAUGAGUCACAAGUGAGGCAGUGUGUCCGUCGGUACCUGUGUGCGGUGGUGGUUUAGGUGGAAAGAAGAAUCACCGCUCGGUGGUUGGUGCUGCUGCUGCUGCAAUGAACACACUUCGCGAAUGGUCCCCGCUGGUGGAGCUGGUCAACAAAAUCCCAGCGUCCGUGCAGCGUGGCCUACUGUUCCACGAUGUGUCCAUCACGUGCGUUGACCUGGUGGAAGAAUUCAUCGCCCUCGGCAGUAACGUGGGGCUGGUGUUUUGGUACAACCGAAAGACCGGUACGGUGGAACGAUUAGCCACCGACAGUGGCUCACAGGAGCUUACCUGCGUGCGGAUUGCAUCGACGGUCGAGUACAUGGUGGCGGCCGGAUGCCGUGCCGGACAGGUGAACAUAUUCCAGAUCCCGAAAACACCACCACCGGACGUCUGUGCCGAGCUGCUGCUCAAAGCGAAACCCAUCGAACGGUACACGGUCCGUGGGUUGCAUCGGGCCGGCGUGUGUGAGCUGGUUUGGUCCAAGAAUGGUAUGCGGCUGUUCUCCGGGGAUACGGGCGGUUCCGUAGUGCUGACCGAGAUCGGGUACGCUACGAAAACGUGCCAAUCGCGUGAAAUCAUCAACGAACGGUACGAAAUUGUACAGAUGGAUCUGUACCGUGGGAAGCUGCUGGUUUCGAGCUCGUUCCGCACGGUCAUCUGUAGCGCGGAGGAGGAGCCGGAAGGUGGACAACGGUGGCGGGUAGCACAGGUUGGCAAGAAGGAUCGGAAAAUGUUGGCACCGUUCGGUGCCGUCUUUGCAACGGUGCACGGCAAGCAACAACUCGUGUCCACACGUUCCGGCUUUCGGCUGUGGUUGGCCGAUGACGAGGGUAACGUCGCGCAGACGCUUAUAUUUAAAGAGCUAAUGCGCGCACCGUAUCCGGAGAUAGGGCUGCUCAACCCGAGCCGCAAUCCGAUCCGGAUACCGACCACCUUCGGGAAGCUGUACCCGUUCGAGGAUCGCCGGAUCGUUACGGUCGCCAACGGUGCGUUGUUCCUGCUCGAUCUCGAGCGAAUGGCGGUGGUGGGCGGUUUAACACGGCUCCGUCACAUACUGGACGUGGCCGUCGAUCGUAACGAAAUACUCAUCGUGGAAAGUGGCCGCUCGCUGGUGCGGAUUGCCACCCUGCCGGAUAGCAGCCAGUCGACGAUUGUGCUGAAAAAUCUGGAACUGUUCGUUAGCGCGGAAUCGCAAAUUGUACAGGCGGACGAGUGUUGCGAGGAAGCGCCCGCGGAACUGCUGGUACACAAUGGCGAAUCGCCUGGCAGCUCACUACCGGGCGAUGAUCGAAUCGAUCAGGUGGACGGUGGAAUGGAAGACGAUGCGCGGCUUAUCGACAGUCACAUGAAGAAGCUGGAACUGUUCGACACGCUGAACGAGCUGAAGUACGACGAAUCGAUUCUGUUCAAGAGUGGGCGCAGUCGGCGAAAGCACCGCUCGAAGGUGACGAACCCAAUCGUCGAGAUAGGACAGAUCCCGAAAGAGAUAGAGCCGGACAGUGGUGAACCUUCCGGCAGCUAGGACACCCUCUGGUGGACCAAGGGGGUUAGAAUUUAUAUAAUUACGCUUAUUACUUAGGAAUGCGAACGUGGCGAAAGGAAACGUGGGUGCUUUUUUGUUUCGCUAAAGUGUGUGUCCUUGUGGUUGCUACCAAAAACCUAACGAAAAAUUGCAAACGAAUCGGUCUCUCUCCUUCUUUUUUUAGCUGCAUCAUGACACACCGCGAAAGGAAACUUUUACACAUUCCUUGGUAGGGAUUUCUCGUCCUUUUUUUUCGCUCAACAAGCGUUAGGCCGUUAAGCAUAUUAUGGUACCAUGUUAGUUCUGUUAACGACACGCCCGGGUGCACUUACGGCACACGCACGCAAACACAUCACACGCCGAUCGAUUGUUACUCAUUUUAGUGUAAAUUUUGUUUGUUCAAGUUAUUCUGUGUUUAGUCGCGGCUCUGUCUAUUGCUCCAAACGCGGCACGCGCUAAUUGUGAUUGAAUAUUCUAAUAGCAGACGAAUAAACUAUUUUGUUAUGCUCUGGUGCACGUCCAACGUAA
Anopheles stephensi (Asian malaria mosquito) is the source of this 2254-nucleotide messenger RNA. Its product is annotated as WD repeat-containing protein CG11141. Gene Ontology annotation, molecular function: protein binding. The transcript is spliced from 2 exons. The record is from RefSeq and is a predicted model, not a curated record. NCBI's taxonomy places the organism in Eukaryota, Metazoa, Arthropoda, Insecta, Diptera, Culicidae. The coding region runs from base 272 to 1726 and encodes 484 amino acids.